Molecule: messenger RNA, 300 nt
Organism: Ostreobium quekettii
Lineage: Eukaryota; Viridiplantae; Chlorophyta; Ulvophyceae; Bryopsidales; Ostreobiaceae
Source: the annotation of a GenBank genome assembly
AUGCCCACCCCACCCCACCCACCAAUGCCAAAGUACAUGUUGGAUUUGCAAGGUGUUCUCUGUGCUUCGGAGGAACUGGAGCAAGGGCGGUGGAAGCCCAAGGUGGGGUGCGCUGGUUGGGCAGGGGUGUGCAUGGUGUUGGCUUGCGCCCUUUGUGUUCGCUAUCGUCUGGCGCCUUCGUUUGUUUUGCGAUGGUCUCUGUUGGGGCAGGUGUCUUUUUUGAAAAUGGAACUUAUUGAAAACAGAAGGAAACGAGGUGCAGCCUCUGGGUCUGCUGCUGGAAUCGAGGUGUGUUACUAA